Messenger RNA from Impatiens glandulifera, 1680 nucleotides. RefSeq names its product adenine/guanine permease AZG2. The record is from RefSeq and is a predicted model, not a curated record. Lineage: Eukaryota; Viridiplantae; Streptophyta; Magnoliopsida; Ericales; Balsaminaceae. Gene Ontology annotation, cellular component: plasma membrane. Gene Ontology annotation, molecular function: purine nucleobase transmembrane transporter activity. Bases 1 to 1680 code for a protein of 559 amino acids. The transcript is spliced from 2 exons. Gene Ontology annotation, biological process: transmembrane transport.
AUGAAGAACCUUGAUGAAGGAAGCGUUGAUGAUGAUGAAGGAAGGACGGGGAAAGGACGGUUGGUGGAGAGGAGGGAAAUGGGUGAAGAUAGUGACAUUUCAAGAGAAUUUGGAGAUUUAUGUUCAAAUAUGGCAGAUUCAUGGAAGAAAAUGUUGAAAAGAUUGAAUGAAACAGUAUCAAACAACAAGAUUGGCAAAUUCUUCAAAUUACAAGAAAGAAAAACAUGUUUCACCCAAGAACUAAGAGCUGCAACCGCCACAUUCCUCACCAUGGCUUACAUCAUAACCGUCAACGCCACCAUCUUAACCGACUCCGGCGGCCCAUGCUCCGUCUCCGACUGCUCUCCUCCGGCCAGUCCCCAAUGCACCAUGGAACCUAAUCCAGGUUACCAAAACUGCCUCUCAAAAGUCAAAACCGAUCUCAUUGUCGCAACCGCUUUAUCCUCAAUGAUCGGGUCUAUUUCCAUGGGAAUUUUCGCAAAUUUACCUCUAGGUCUAGCUCCGGGCAUGGGUCAGAAUGCUUACUUAACUUAUAAUCUCGUCGGUUUUCAUGGGUCCGGACCCAUCUCUUAUAAAACAUCGAUGGCGAUCGUAUUAGUGGAGGGUUCGGUGUUUCUCCUUAUCGCGGUGUUCGGUCUCCGCUCCAAAUUGGCUCGUGUAAUACCUAAAAAUAUUCGGUUAGCUAGUGCGGCGGGGAUCGGGCUUUUUAUUGCGUUUGUGGGCCUACAAUCGAGUCAAGGUGUUGGUCUUGUGGGACCCAACCGGGCCACGUUGGUUUCUAUUGCGGCAUGUACGAGUAAAGAUCCCGCCACGGGUAUAUGUACCAGUGGCGUGAUGACGAGCCCGACGUUCUGGUUAGGAGUAUUCGGGUUCGUCAUAAUUUGUCAUGGGUUAAUCAAGAACGUUAAAGGUAGUAUGAUAUAUGGUAUUUUAUUUGUGACAAUAACAUCGUGGUUUCGUGACACCUCCUUUACGUAUUUUCCAAACACACAAGUUGGGGAUUCGAACUACAAAUACUUUCAAAAGAUUGUGGAUUUCAAAAUGAUAAAGUCAACCGCAGGUGCGAUAAGCUUCUCAAAUUUUAACACGAGUCGUGUUUGGGUGGCUAUCGUGACUUUGCUAUACGUCGACGUUUUAGGCACCACGAGCACUCUAUACACAAUGGCGGGGAUCGCAGGUCUUGUAAAAGAAGAUGGGAGUUUUGAAGGCGAAUAUUUUGCGUAUAUGGUGGAUGCGGGGGCCACCGUGGUGGGGUCCGCUUUGGGGGUUUCGCCAAUCGCGACUUAUGUUGAGUCGUCGAGCGGGAUUCGAGAGGGAGGUAGGACUGGUUUAACUGCUGUUUUUGUGGGGGUUUAUUUUUUUGUGUCAAUGUUUUUCAUACCAUUGUUUUCGAGUGUGCCGGCUUGGGCGGUUGGGCCUUCGUUGGUUAUUGUUGGGAUUUUGAUGAUAGGAGUCGUGAAAGAUAUUGAUUGGGAGAAUAUAAGGGAGGCGGUUCCGGCUUUUGUGACGAUGACUUUGAUGCCGUUGACUUUUUCGAUAUCGAAUGGUUUAGUAGGUGGGAUUGGGAUGUAUGUGGUGCUUAGUUUAUAUGAUUAUUUUGAGGGUUUGAUUAAGUGGGGAAUGAAUUUUAGAAAGGAUGUGGUUAAAGAAAAUAAUUUAGAGACAAUAGAGAUGAUAUAA